ACCUUCUGGUGCAUUCUGGGACGUGUAGGCGUCCCUCUUCCGGUUUUAACCGGAUAUGGAGGAGUUCGGCGGCAGUGUUUGGUCCAGUACUUGUGGACAGAGACCACCCAGAGGUUAGCCUUGACCAGUUCCUCAUGUCUGAUGACUCAAGCAGUGAUGGAGAAUGGUGUGUUUCCACAAAAAGUCAGGUGGAUGAUGCACAAUCAAAAAGGAAAUGUUGGGAAUGUGGCAAACAAUUCAGCAAAUUAACAAGCUUGAUGUCGCACUACAAAAGCCACAAUAUCAACGCCGCCUGCCACAUCUGCAAAAUUACUUUCCGACGCCUGACGUCACUCUCCAUGCACCUGGAUAAUGCACACUCGCCACCCCUCUGCAAAAAGUGCAAUCAUUAUUUCAGUUCCGUGUGGGAGUUGAACAAGCAUGCAGAGGUUUAUUGUUUGGGCUCAACACCUUCUCAAGAAACUCCCUCUUUGGUUUCAGCGAGUCAGAAUAACUUUCCUAACGACGUGACUGCACAGCAAAGCACAAAGUCAGGGCUGUUCGACUCCGUGUCAGAGUUGGGGCCUCAACAAAAAAUUGAGAUGAAGCCUGAGAGGGCUGGGACAUCUGAAAACAGUGUAGAGUAUAUAGUGGGUGAAGAUGAUAUUGACAUGGAAAGGGAUUGUGAGAAAUCAGAUGAUUCAACAAGCACUGAAUCUGAUGACCAAGAGAACACGCGCUCUACUGAAGACUUGUGUCCAGAUGAUCCCGAAUCAGAUGGUGGCUCAAGUUCAACGGAUUGUUCCAGUGGCUCUUCUCAUGGUCAGCACUAUAACCCCCCCCCUCCUUCAAUGUGUGCUGCGUGUGGUAGAGGGCCAUAUCGGUCAAUGAAGCUCCAUUUGCUGCACUGCAGUGGUAUAAGGGUAAAAUAUCAGUGUUCAGUGUGCAAGAAGCUCUUUAUAACAGAGAUGUAUCUUAAAGAACACUACAUGCCUUUGUAUUCCUGUGAAAUCUGUGGCCAAGUUUUCCCUCACGAAAACUCAUACCAACAUUACCAGUGUCCCAAGGGAACCAAAUCACGUCUGGUCCUCUUUUGUGCCGAGUCAAUGCCGCAAGCGUGUAAGAUAUGCAAAUCCUUUUUCAACUCUGAGAAAACAUUGUUAAACCAUGUCACCAGAGUUCACACGUCAGUGGUCAGCACCAAGGUGUGCAUUAUUACCGAUCCAUCAGCCUUGGUGGAUGAAAAGGUUUCACCAGGUGGCACAGCAGCAAUCAGUAGUCGCAAUGUAGUCAACCAGGUCAUGAAUGGAAAGCUCGGUGUUGCCCAGACCUAUGCAGGGUCUCUGUGCGCUAGUCCUUCCUCUCUCUUGACCUACUCCUCCUACGCAGGCAGACCACCUGCCACUAUGUGCAUGGCGGCCUCUGCGGCACCCGUCAGAUCGGGGAAAGCCGGCGCCCUAGGUCGAACCAACCAGCCUCUGUCUGCACCUGAAUGUGUCCCUCCUGGUGCCACUGCUGCCUCCGACCCUGUCACCCCACCAUCGCCCACAAUUAUGGCCAUGUUUGAGAACGACAGCCAGGACGUGGCUUUGAUGAAACGUAUGAACAUUGGCUGGCGCUCCAAGGCCCCUUAUCCCUGCAGGCAGUGUGGUGCCAUCUUGCGGCAACCCUCUCUCAUCAUCAGCCAUCGCUACCUCCACCGAGGCCAGCGCUCGCACCAGUGCCAGUGCGGCCGAGCCUUUAAGCACCGGCUGCACCUGCUGCGACAUUGCGUUCAGCACGCGGAGACCAUGAGCUACAUCUGUGUCAGCUGCGGGGAGACUUUCACGGGGGCAAAACUCUUAGCUGAGCACAUAAAGGGCAAGUCACGGAAGACGUACCGUUCCGGACGUACAUGGAAAUGUAAAGUUAAGAGAAAGUGCAGAAUGCCCUUUACAUGUGACUGUGGACAACUCUUUUUUAGGCCUUCGGCAUACAUAUGGCACCAACUUAAAAACAGGACAAAAACUAAACAAUCGAAGAAGCCCUUGCAAUGACGAAGCGGACACAUCCCAUUGCUUUGGAGUACUCUUCUCCAGCUUUGUGCAUCACACUUUAAAACAAAGUGGUCAAUCAAAAGGAUUUCUUUCUUUUUCUAAGACAAAAUCAAAGUAAAAAUCACAUGCACGUUAAUUCUUAAUGGAUUUUAAUUAUAAGCGUGUCCUGGAUGUUAACAUGUUUUCACCAUGAGCAAAUGAUACAUAGUAAACAAUGUUGGAACAAGUCAUUAAUUCUUUUGACGACACACCAGAGAACAAAUUAACCCACAAAGCACUUUGUUCAGUAUGGAUUAAAUGAAAAACACUCCAGUUUAUCCUCCAGAGAGUUGAUCCAGUUUUGCAAAUGUUUCACACAAAGUGCAUUCUUAACAGUGAGGUUUGUAUGGGAGUUUCUGAGUCCUCUUGUUUUUCCAGAUUUGUUUUCACUACAGCUGAUUUCAAAUGCUGUUUCCCUGUGAGACAUGUAGAGGUCUCGGUAUUCAAGUUGAAAAUAGCAUAUUACUUUUUUUUUAUUGUUAUAUAAUCUUCAUGGUUCUGAAGUCACGUUCUGCAAUAUUAUGUGUAUUUAAUUCAUCCACUAGAUGGUGCUGUUUGGGUACUAAAAAAAACAAAACAACUCACAUUCCCAGAGCAGGUGUUAACUGUUUUCCUGCAUCAGACAAUUACAACCUUACACUGUACACAUUAAUCUAUGAGUUUCAGUGGACAUCCCAUAAAAAGCCCAAGGAUUUACAGUUUUAAAUAAAGGUGUUUCCCCACAACACUUAAAUUUAAGUUUCUUCUCUUGGUUGAGCAUCAAAACACCAUUUCAUUCACAAUUCACUUGGAGGAAAGCGGAACAAUGAGGAAUUGUUACAGAUUGCAUUAUAUAAGCCUGUUUGUGAAACAUAAUCAACAAUUUAACCAUUAAACUGUCUGUUAAUGAAA
Messenger RNA from Cottoperca gobio, 2945 nucleotides. Its product is annotated as zinc finger protein 208. Bases 135 to 2015 code for a protein of 626 amino acids. Gene Ontology annotation, molecular function: DNA-binding transcription factor activity, RNA polymerase II-specific; RNA polymerase II cis-regulatory region sequence-specific DNA binding. The record is from RefSeq and is a predicted model, not a curated record. Lineage: Eukaryota; Metazoa; Chordata; Actinopteri; Perciformes; Bovichtidae. The transcript has 3 exons. Gene Ontology annotation, biological process: regulation of DNA-templated transcription.